UGGCUAGCUUCGUCUUUGGGCCAAGCAAUGCAGGGCCCAUGGCUUGCAAGGAGGCGCUGGCGUUCGUAACGUGUCAUGGGGGCACGGCAGGGACGCAACCUUUGCUCUACUCUCCGCAAGCAGGAAAGACCACGCCGACUACUGGAAGACGGAGUUCCAGAUGACGGUGCGCAAGAGCCGCAGCGUGGUAGACAGCUGGUGGCCGAGACUUGCGCCCCCAAAAAGAGCGCACACUCGCCUCAGCGAAUUCGAGAAGCCGACUUCGAGUUCCUCCAGUGCGUCGGCAAGGGAACCUUUGGCCGCGUUUACCUCGUCCGAAAGCGGGACGACUCCUCUCAGAGGCUGCUGGCGAUGAAGGUGCUCAAGAAGAGCCGCAUUGGGGAUUCUAGGCGCCGAGCUGAGUACAUCAUCACGGAGCGCAAAGUGCUACGCAGUGCCAACCACCCAUUUGUUGCUCGACUCAGGUAUGCUUUUCAGUCAGCAUCACGCUUGUACCUCCUUACAGACUUCUUUGGUGGUGGGGAACUGCUGGAGCACAUCCGGCGCCUUGGGCGCUUCACGGAGGCCCAAGCCAAGUUCUUCGUGGCCGAGGUCGCCCUUGGCCUGGAGUACCUGCAUGAGAAGGGCAUUUGCCAUCGCGAUCUGAAGCCUGAGAAUGUGCUGCUGGACGUGGACGGCCAUGUGAGGCUGACAGACUUUGGCCUGGCCAAGAUGGGGCUCCGCCAGAAUCUGACAUCCACAAUGUGUGGCACGCCGGAGUACCUGCCACCAGAGGUAUUCAAAAGGCAAUCCUAUGCCUGCGAGCUGGACUGGUGGUCCUGCGGCGUGCUCAUGUUCGAAAUGUUGGAGGGCCGCCCUCCGUUUCGCGAUCCAAACGAACACAGGCUGUUCCAGUUGAUCAUCGAGGGCUACUUCCGCUUCGAGCAUGUGCAUUCAGGAGAUGCCGUGAGCCUCAUCCAGCAGCUGCUGACACCAGACCUGGACUUGCGGCUCAAGUCUGCUUCAGGCCUCAAGGCCAGUGCCUGGCUUGAAAGCAUCGACUGGGACUCGGCCCUGCAGUUGGGCCUGCAGCCUCCUUUCAGGCCCUCCAUGUCGCGGAAGUGCUGCUCGCCCCGGCUGAGGCCCAGCUCCCCAGAAGUGGCAUCCAUCGGGCUCCACAUCCAGGGCUUCACGUACGUGCCCGAAACACGGGCCAUUAGCGAAAAAAGAGAGCUUCAAGCUGCGUAGGCGUUUAGACUCGGACCUCCGAGACUUACGGCGAGAUGCCUCGUUUUUGUUUUUCUAGGAUUCAGGGGCAGCGCAGCCAUGGCGGCCUUUGUCCGAGCCAAUC
Messenger RNA from Effrenium voratum, 1330 nucleotides. The record is from the annotation of a GenBank genome assembly. Lineage: Eukaryota; Dinophyceae; Suessiales; Symbiodiniaceae.